AAAAAUUAGAAUUCUCACAUUGAGAGUCCGACGAUAAUUAAGCGCCCUCGCGCUAUGUCGCCAAAACUUAGCGAGGAAGGACGCGGCUCUGAAUACGAACCUCCACACAUUUAUAAGCACUACUAAUCUGACUCUUACCCUCAUGUUGCCUAAAGCGCCUCUGUGAGGCUUUACCCAAAGAUCUCCAUCUUAACCCCCACAUAGCUAGGAUUCAAUCUUCCUUAUCAAAUGGAUCAAAUAGAAACACCCCAUCUCCGGCUCACGCGACUCACAGAGGAUAACCUAGACGACUUCCACGCCAUCUGGUCACUUCCAGAGGCCACCCGAUGGAGCUCACGCGGAUGCCGCAAGACAAUCGAAGAGAGCAGAGAGCAGAUGAAAGGUCUUCUAGUCCCCGAUGGAGAAAACUUCGCCGUCUUCCUCCGCACCACCUCCACCACCCCCUCCCCCCCAACCACCCAAAUGAUCGGCAUCGUAGGCGUCUUCCGCCUCUCCCCCAUCGUCGAGCUAGGGUACACCUUCCACCCCUCCUUCUGGGGCCAAGGCUACGCUACCGAGUCUGUGGGCGCGUUCGUAAGGCGGUUUUGGGGAAUUGCGUCCUACGAUCCGCACGAUGACGGCGAUGACGGAUACGGAGACUUAUGAGAGCAUGAGAGUGUUGGUUAAGUGCGGGUUUAGGGAGGUGGGGAGAGGGGAGGGGGUUGUGUUGCCGACUUUUGGGGA
Messenger RNA from Pseudogymnoascus destructans, 723 nucleotides. RefSeq lists its product as uncharacterized. The transcript is spliced from 2 exons. Bases 229 to 645 code for a protein of 138 amino acids. Gene Ontology annotation, molecular function: acyltransferase activity, transferring groups other than amino-acyl groups. The record is from RefSeq and is a predicted model, not a curated record. NCBI's taxonomy places the organism in Eukaryota, Fungi, Ascomycota, Leotiomycetes, Thelebolales, Thelebolaceae.